GUGACGAGCCAUGUAAACAGAAUCUUCUUUUUGACAGAUGAAUAACCCGUGAAGUGGUCCGAAGAAAUACAAAAUAAUCUAAAAUAAAAUGUACAUUUAAAGAAACAUUCCCCAGGGGCAUGAGAUAAACGUUUGUGUUAAGAUAACAACGCGCGUGUCAUCAACUGUGUCGGAGCCAGAUUAUACAGGAUAAACAGUCCUGGAAUGUUCACAGACAUGGACUAUGAGUUGGAGGAGGACAAACUGUAAGGGGAUCCCUACAGUCCCUGGGACUUUAUCCCUAAAGAAGGAUGCUCAGAACCUGAUAGGGAUCAGCAUCGGGGGAGGGGCGCAGUACUGUCCCUGUCUUUACAUUGUACAGGUCUUUGACAACACCCCUGCUGCUCUGGAGGGGACUCUGGCGGCUGGCGACGAGAUCACAGGAGUGAACGGCAAACCUGUGAAGGGCAAGACAAAGGUGGAGGUGGCAAAGAUGAUUCAGGCUGUCCAGGGAGAAGCAACGAUCCACUACAACAAGCUGCAGGCUGACCCCAAACAGGGGAAGUCACUAGACAUAGUGCUGAAGAAGGUGAAGCACCGCCUGGUGGAGAACAUGAGCUCUGGUACAGCCGACGCUCUGGGGCUCAGCAGAGCCAUACUCUGCAAUGAUGGGCUGGUGAAGAGACUGGAGGAGUUGGAGAAAACAGCAGAGCUGUACAAAGGCCUGAUGGAGCACACGAAAAGACUGCUCAGAGCCUUCUUUGAACUCUCUCAGACACACAGAGCGUUUGGGGAUGUGUUCUCUGUGAUCGGGGUACGGGAGCCUCAGGCUGCAGCCAGUGAGGCCUUUGUGAAGUUUGCUGAGGCCCAUCGCAACAUGGAGAAGUACGGUAUCCAGCUGCUAAAGACCAUCAAGCCAAUGCUCCAUGACCUGAACACCUACCUUCAUAAGGCAAUACCAGACACCAAGCUCACCAUCCGCAAAUACCUGGACGUCAAAUUUGAGUACUUGUCUUACUGUCUGAAAGUGAAGGAGAUGGACGAUGAAGAGUACAGCUGCAUUGCGAUGGGAGAGCCUAUGUAUCGCGUCGGCACCGGGAACUACGAGUACCGGCUUGUGCUGCGGUGUCGACAGGAGGCCCGUGCUCGGUUCGCCAAGAUGAGAAAGGAUGUGCUGGAGAAGAUUGAGCUACUGGACCAGAAACAUGUCCAGGACAUUGUGUUCCAGCUGCAGCGUUUUGUGUCAGGCAUGUCGCGCUACUACGACGAGUGCUACGCCGUGCUGAAGGAGGCUGACGUCUUCCCCAUCGAGGUGGACCUCUCCCGCACAAUGAUCAACUACGGCAGCCAGUCACGCUCCUUCACCGAAGAAGAGGAAGAGGAGGAGGAGGGAGGAGGAAGUGAAGAACAGGAUGGGGGUGCUGGCAAGCAGGCUGAGAACGGUGCUGAAAAACUGAUUGAUGAUUAUUGAGAGUUUAUAUGAUUGUUUUCUGUAGCAAAAUUCCACCUAUGUCUAUCAACUGCCACUCACUUUGCAUUUAUUUAGCAAUGAUUAGUUAAAUAUGUGGAAAUGGUCAGCAAAGUCUUCACACUGGAAAAUACUACUGUGAAUUGCUGCUAUUCAACUGUACUGGAACUAACUAUUGCAACCUACUGUAACCAAUACCAUUUCCACAACAUUUCCACAAUUUCCACAACAGCCAUCACUGUAACCAACUUUGUGGGGCUUGAAUCGAUUUCUCAACGGCUGGCCACAGACCAAAAUAGGACUCAUUUUCCAUUGACACAAGCCCUGAUGUUACAAGUUUAACAGUUCCACUCAAUAUUUUGAAUUCUAUCUGCACUAAACCACAUGACAUUUGAAUGGGGUAGCUGAACAUAGUAGUGAGGUACAAAUCACUUGUAAAGGAUGAGUGUGUAAUGGCAAGGUUUGGCCCAAACAGCAUUUUAAACUGUAUGAAGGAACCUCGGUCAAAUUAAAUUUUAUAAUUCCACAGUGUGUUUUUUUGUUACUUGUCUUUUUCUUUCAAUGUUAAGGAUUUCUCUGUCUCGCUGCUGCACCCGAUGCUAGAUUCUCAGCCCCACUACAGUUUAAUAAUCAUAAAACAAGUGCAGUAGAGGGCUGUGUUCUUUCAAAUUGGAAUGUAUUUAAUCAAAGGGACCUUUGUCUUAUGUUUUGAUUUGUCAACUACUGAAACUGUAUUGAUUUUGUGCUGAAGCUUUAAUCUGGUUACAUUGCUACUCUCGCUCAGUUCCACAAACAAAGUGAACCUUGAACAUUAUACCAAUUUGAUGUGUAAAUUGUGUUUUUAUUUUGCUCUAUGCUUCAUGUAUUAUUCAAAUACAGUAUGUAUCCAUUGUGAAAACCAUGGGCUCAAAAGGGAUUUACAAUAUAAGUAACAUUGCUGGAGCUUCCAGAAUGUCUUAUUUUAUUUAGAUAUUGAAUAUUUUUAUUUCCUAUGUGUGUUUUAAUCUUGUGUUGAGCUCUUCUGUGUUUGUCUUUAUGUUACAUGUUGUGUAGGUAAAAGAAGGAUUCAUUAAUUAUUCAGAUUUAAUUAAAGUUGUUUCUGCAAAAAAAGA
Salvelinus namaycush (lake trout) is the source of this 2559-nucleotide messenger RNA. Its product is annotated as PRKCA-binding protein-like. The record is from RefSeq and is a predicted model, not a curated record. Lineage: Eukaryota; Metazoa; Chordata; Actinopteri; Salmoniformes; Salmonidae. Gene Ontology annotation, biological process: receptor clustering; dendritic spine maintenance; intracellular protein transport. The transcript has 13 exons. The coding region runs from base 224 to 1450 and encodes 408 amino acids. Gene Ontology annotation, molecular function: phospholipid binding; protein domain specific binding; protein kinase C binding. Gene Ontology annotation, cellular component: trans-Golgi network membrane; synaptic vesicle; postsynaptic early endosome.